Capsicum annuum is the source of this 1916-nucleotide messenger RNA. RefSeq names its product pollen-specific leucine-rich repeat extensin-like protein 3. Gene Ontology annotation, molecular function: protein binding. Lineage: Eukaryota; Viridiplantae; Streptophyta; Magnoliopsida; Solanales; Solanaceae. The record is from RefSeq and is a predicted model, not a curated record.
CUCAAUUCAAAUAUCAUUGACAUAAUUUUACCUCAUUCUGCAACUAUAUUUCCCUUAAAAAAAAAGUAAAAAAACAUCAAUCUUCAUUUCUCAUAUGAUCAAUGUUUUUUUAUAUCUUACAUCAUUCUUAUCGUGUUUAACAUAUAGUUUUUUUGCAAAUCAUCAUUCAUAGAGCAGCCUUGGGGUUCUUCCGAGGCAGCUUAAUCGGAAAUUCUGCUCCGAAAAUGCAGGUGUAUCGAUGUUCUUUCAUUCUGUUGUUUAUCUUUUCUGUUCUGUUUUCGUUCUCGUGUGCACUCUCUGAUCAUGAAGCAUCAUUUCUUGCACGACGACAACUCUCAACACUUCCUGAAAAUGGUAAUUUACCCGAUAACUAUGAAUUCGAGGUGAAAGUAGAAUAUACAUUUCCUAAUUCUAGGCUUAGACGUGCUUACAUUGCGUUAAAGGCAUGGAAAGAAGCUGUUUAUUCUGACCCUUUUGAAUUCACUAGCAAUUGGAAAGGUCCUGAGGUUUGUAAUUAUAAAGGCGUGUUUUGUUCGCCUGCCUUAGAUGAUCCUAAUGUCACUGUUGUUGCUGGGAUUGAUUUGAAUCAUGCAGAUAUAGCAGGUUACUUUCCUGUAGAAUUAGGAUUAUUGACAGAUGUAGCUUUGUUUCAUCUAAAUUCCAAUAGAUUUUGUGGAAUUAUUCCAGAGAGUUUUUCGAAGCUCAAGUUGAUGUAUGAGUUUGAUGUUAGUAAUAAUCGUCUCGUUGGCCCUUUCCCUAAGGUUGUUCUAAAGAUGCCUAGUCUCAAGUAUUUGGAUUUAAGGUUUAACAAUUUUGAGGGAGGGUUGCCUCCAGAGUUGUUUGACAAAGAUCUUGAUGCUUUGUUCUUGAAUGACAACCGAUUCGAGUCCACCAUUCCUGAGACUCUUGGAAAUUCUUCGGCUUCUGUCAUUGUGUUUGCGAAUAACAAGUUCCAUGGUUGUAUCCCGCGUAGCAUUGGGAGGAUGUCGAAUUUGGAUGAGAUUGUGUUCAUGAACAACAAUUUUGGUGGAUGUUUGCCUCCUGAGGUCGGGUUGCUGAAGAAUGUGACUCUGUUCAAUGCUGCUGGAAACAUGCUUUCGGGGAUCUUGCCAAAGACCCUUGAUGGUCUUUCGAGUGUUGAACAAUUGGAUCUUUCGCGUAAUUCCUUAACUGGCUUUGUUCCGGAGAGACUAUGUCGUGUUCCAAGUUUGAAGAAUUUCACGUUUUCGUUCAAUUACUUUAAUGGUGAGGCUAAAGGAUGUGAACCACAUUCGAGGAAAGAUAUAAGUUUGGAUGAUACAGACAAUUGUUUGCCUGAUAGACCGAAGCAAAAGUCUCAAAAACAAUGUCAACCAAUUGUGAGCAAGCCAAUUGAUUGUAGUAAGGCUAAAUGUGGAGGACCAUCAUCACAAUCUCCUCCUCAUGAGAAACAUGAAAUGCCACCACAACCAAAACCGACACCAACUCCAACACCUCCCACACCAAAACCUCAACCUCCUAAAUCAAAACCUAAUCCUCCACCCACCCUAAAGAAGGCUUCUGUACACUCUCCACCACCACCCAUCCACUCUCCUCCACCACCUAUAGUACAUUCUUCACCACCACCCAUCCACUCCCCACCACUACGUCCCGUUCAUUCUCCUCCUCCACCACUGGUCCACUCUCCACCACCACCACUAAAAUCUCCACCACCACCAGCUUUUGAUGAUGUUGUCCUUCCACCAAAUAUUGGUUCAAUUUACGCAUCACCACCUCCACCAAUCUUCCAAGGAUAUUAAUUCAGGAAUGAAGCUUAAUUUGUCUCGUUCUAAUCUAUUUAGUACAUGAAUUAUUUAGUACAUGCAUGCAGAACUACAUCAUUGCAUCUCUUUAAUUUUAUGAUCAGAUUAUCUAAUAUAUGGUGAUGUUUUGCUUCA